Molecule: messenger RNA, 1290 nt
Organism: Schistosoma mattheei
Lineage: Eukaryota; Metazoa; Platyhelminthes; Trematoda; Strigeidida; Schistosomatidae
Source: the annotation of a GenBank genome assembly
AUGACAGAAAUACUUGUCCGAACAGAGGCAAUAAGUAAACAAAAAGCAGUAGCACAGGAAAAACGUGCAGUUGAACUUAGUAAUAACUCCUCUGCACUCACCAUACUACUCCAAAAUAAACUUAAACGCUCUAAAUCGAGAGGGAGUAUAUUCAUUAAAGGCAAACAAGUAUACGAAGAUCCCAAACUUAUCACAGAAUUAUUUAGUGAACAUUUUUGUUUCUCACUAACUAACGAAAAACCAUUUAAUGAUUCAGAACCAAUCCCAGUAACUCCCUGUGAAAUUACUAAUGUAGAAUUCAGUGUACAAAAUAUCUCCAAGGCAAUCAGUACAUUGAAACACUCCUACACUGAUGGACCAGAUGGUAUCCCAUCUAGCAUGCUAAAACGUGGAGGUGAUGAUAUAAGUAACCUUGUUUGCACGGAGAUGACGCUCCGAGCUGGUGCGUCUAAUAUUUCUGUCCGAGCAUGGCGUCGCUACUUCACUCUAUCAUCUGUUGAUGCAGUCAUCGAAUUGAUGCGAGAAGUGUUUAUUAGUUGUGGAGUAGUUUUUUCUGAUGAGCAGACAGGAAUGAAGCAUCUGGAAACUAAUACCAUCAAUAACUCUGAGAUGUGUGACAUUGGAGUCGAUUCCUCCAUCAAAGAGCCUAAUUUGGCUUUCAUAUCUAUUGUAUUAGGUUACAUAGAAAAUCAUCUUACUUCUAGCACAUCAGAAGACUUUGAUUCCAUAAAACUAAAAAAUACUCUUCAUCGCAAACUUGUAUCCAGAAGAAAGGAAAAUUUACCUCAAAAUUACCCCCGUUCACGUUCAUCUUCUCUUACAAAAUCACAAUCACCCUUAUCUGUUCAUCUUGAAACACCAGAGGAACAGUCAGAAGGUUCUAAUGACCACCUAGAACUGAACAAUAAGUUAAGUUCUCUUCCCAGAUCUUUGUCAUCAAAUGUAUUCUUACAAGAAGCUAUUCACGAAUCUCCUGUAUGUCGUCGUCGUGCUAGACGAUUUGGUUCUGCUCGUCGUGUUCGUCAACAAAACGAGUCUGAAAUAUCUGCUUCUGCAGCAACUGCAAUUAAAUCCCCACUCACCAUUGCUGCUAAAGAUGAACCACUACAAAUACUCACAGAUAUACCAGUUAGAAAGCGACGUCGAUUUUCUGAUAGCACUAUACCAAAUUCAGCUUUUCCAUGUUUAACAUUUGAUGAACUUGAACGCUUGUAUUUAGAUUUCUACAAUCUCAUCACUAAUUCUCCUAAAUUGAAACCUUUUGUAGCAGACACAAUCAGUUUUUAUUAA